AUGUCUAUGCCCCGACAAGAGACCGAGACCGGGCCGGGCGGCGGGAUCCCGGCGGACCAGUGGGCCGCCACCGCCGCCUUGGCAGCAGGAGCAGCCGCCGUCCGCGACCGGCCAGAAGCAGAAGAAGAGAGCCGGUCGUUUUUGCUUCAUCAUGACCUGGACGAUCCGGACAACAACAACGCGGGUGACAUCGAGGACUUGGAAGCCCUUCAACCGACGUCCAGCCGCCGAGCCCUCCUUGGAGCGCCGCCGGACGAGGAGGACGCAUCCUGGACGCCGCCGCGGGGCUUCGCCUGGAUGCAGGUCGCCAUCAUGACCAACGUCUUCCUGUACGGCUUCGACGGCACCGUCACCGCGUCCACAUACGCCGUCAUCAGCUCCGAGUUCGCCGCCGCCAACAAGGCCGCCUGGCUGACCACCGCCUACCUCAUCACCGCCGCCGCCUUCCAGCCGCUCUACGGCCGCGUCUCCGACAUCUUUGGCCGCCGCGCCUGCUUCGCCGUCUCGUCCCUCGCCUUCGCCGCGGGGUGCCUGGGCUGCGGCCUGGCGCCGGGCGUGCUGAGCCUGAUUGGCAUGCGGGCGCUGGCCGGCAUCGGCGGUGCCGGGUUAAUGACGAUGGCUACCAUCAUCAACUCGGACCUCAUCCCCUUUCGCAAGCGCGGCAUGUACCAGGCCAUGCAGAACGGCAUCGUCGGCUUCGGCGCCAUCUGCGGCGCCGCGUUCGGCGGGAGCAUCGCCGAUUCCGUGGGCUGGAGGUGGUGCUUCCUCGCGCAGACGCCGUGCGCCCUCGCCGCGCUCGUAUUCGGCGCCCGGGUGCUCCCUAAGCCGACGCCGGGCGGCGUCACCGCCUCGUCUGGACGGCUCGGCCUGGUCUGGAGGCGCGUCGACUUUCGCGGCGCGGUGCUGCUCGUCGCCGCCAUCUCAGCACAGCUGCUCGGGCUGAGCCUCGGCGGCAACGAGCUGCCGUGGAGCAGCCCCUGGGUCGUUGGGCUCGUGGUGCUGAGCGUGGCGCUGCUCGGGCUGUUCCUCCGCGUGGAGGCGACGACGAGCGCCAUGCCCAUCAUCCCGUUGCGGCUCUUUAAAGGGAGACUGCCGGUGCUGAUCCAGACUGCCAAUUUCUUGGCGGGUGCUGCUGCCUAUGCUGUGAGUCAGGCAUGGAAUCUAUUUUGGGCCGUUCUGUUAGAGCCUGCCGCAAAGGCCGGCGCUCGUCUGGCCGUUCCAUCCCUCGCCGGUCCUCUCGGCGGCCUCGUGGCAGGCAUCGUCAUGUCACGCUGGGGGAAGCUCGUGCCGCUUGUGCGAGUCGGUGCGUUCUUCAUGCUACUCGGAAACACCCUGACGGCCACCCUUGCCUUUUCAGACUCGUCUUGGAAGUAUUUUGCGUACAUCUUCCCCGCCAACUUUGGCCAAGGCAUCGUCUAUCCAUCCAUUCUCUUUACUUCGCUCGCUUCUUUCGAGCACGCCGAUCAUGCAGUUUCCGCUUCGACCGUAUAUCUCGUCCGAUCUCUUGGUACAAUGUGGGGGGUCUCGAUAACAGCAGCCAUCCUGCAGACCACGCUCAGCGUCGGCCUGCCGGAGGCUUUGGGUGAUGUUCCAAAUAAAUGGAAAAUCAUCGACGAUAUCCGACACUCGGUGGAUGCCCUCCGCGACCUAUCGCCGGACAUUCAGCUCAAGGUACAGCACGUUUACUACGACGGUAUCCGGUAUUCGUUUAUGGCCUCUUCAUUUGCAACUGCUUUAGUUCUCAUUGCCGCAUUGCUAGCCAGCUCUACUGCGCUGCGCAAGACCCACUAG
This is a messenger RNA of Cordyceps fumosorosea ARSEF 2679, 1791 nucleotides long. RefSeq names its product Major facilitator superfamily domain, general substrate transporter. The record is from RefSeq and is a predicted model, not a curated record. Gene Ontology annotation, molecular function: basic amino acid transmembrane transporter activity. Lineage: Eukaryota; Fungi; Ascomycota; Sordariomycetes; Hypocreales; Cordycipitaceae. Gene Ontology annotation, cellular component: fungal-type vacuole membrane. Gene Ontology annotation, biological process: transmembrane transport; basic amino acid transport. The coding region runs from base 1 to 1791 and encodes 596 amino acids. The transcript is spliced from 5 exons.